AAACAGUUUACUGGCAGGUAAGAUACCAUUUCUUUGCUUUGCUUAGUUUGGUUCCAUAUUUGUGUUCCACAAGAAACACUAACUCUACCUUUGCUUCACACUCUUGGGCACUAUUUUAUAAAGUUCAAGCUCAUUUGCAUUUACUAUUAUCAUUGAGUUUAUUGGAAGACUGAAAUGGAGAGAGCUCUUCUGGUUGGGGUGGUUUUCGUGCUUUUGUUUGGAGUUGGAAUGAGCAUUCCAUUCAAUGAGAAGGAUCUCGAGUCGGAGGAGAGUCUGUGGGAUUUAUAUGAGAGGUGGAGAAGCUAUCACACGGUGACAAGAGAUAUCGUCGAGAAGCAUAGGAAGUUCAACGUGUUCAAAGCAAAUGUUCGGUACAUUCAUGAAUUCAAUAAGAACGAUGCGCCUUACAAGUUAAGGCUCAACAAGUUCGGAGACUUGACUAACGAAGAAUUUCGGAAGACAUAUGCUGGCUCUAGAAUAAAUCAUCAUAUGAUGUUUCGAGGAGAACCGCGUGGCACUAGUAACUUCACCCACGCUAAGACUAAUGAUCUCCCUGUCUCCAUGGAUUGGAGGCAGAAGGGGGCCGUUACUGGUGUCAAAGAUCAAGGAUAUUGUGGGAGUUGUUGGGCAUUCUCGACCGUGGUUGCUGUUGAAGGAAUAAACAAAAUCAAGACAAACAAGUUAUUAUCUUUGUCCGAACAAGAGCUAAUUGACUGUGACAAAGGUGAAAAUCAAGGUUGUAACGGAGGACUCAUGGACCUAGCAUUUGACUUCAUCAAGAAAAUUGGUGGGCUAACAACUGAGGUCAACUAUCCUUAUGAAGCAGAAGAAGGAACUUGUGAUACAUUAAAGGAAAACUCACCUCUUGUGGUAAUUGAUGGGCAUGUCAAUGUCCCUGAAAAUGAUGAAGAUGCUCUACUGAAAGCAGUAGCCAAUCAACCUGUUUCAGUUGCUAUUGAAGCAAGUGGCACUGAUUUUCAAUUCUACUCUGAGGGAGUGUUCACUGGAGAAUGUGGCACAGACCUAGAUCAUGGGGUUGCCAUUGUUGGAUAUGGAAUCACUCAAGAUGGGACCAAAUACUGGACCGUAAAGAACUCAUGGGGGCCGGAAUGGGGUGAGAAAGGUUACAUUAGGAUGCAACGAGGCACAUCAAGAAAAGGAGGACUAUGUGGUAUUGCAAUGGAAGCAUCAUACCCUAUCAAAACAUCAUCUAAUCCCACUGAAAAGAAGACGAAAACUCACAAAGAUGAACUCUAAAAGUUUUUUAAACUUCUAGGAGCAUCUGUUAUGACCGAAAGUCCACAAACUUAUCUUAUUUCUAGUCGUUCAUGUCAUAUAAGCAUCAAUGUUACUAGUAAUAAAUCAAACAAAUUAAGCUUUGUUUGAAAAUUUGAGUGUAAGAAUUUGUUUUCAUGAUCA
Molecule: messenger RNA, 1419 nt
Organism: Dioscorea cayenensis subsp. rotundata (Guinea yam)
Lineage: Eukaryota; Viridiplantae; Streptophyta; Magnoliopsida; Dioscoreales; Dioscoreaceae
Product: vignain
Exons: 4
Coding region: 175-1257 (360 amino acids)
Cellular component (GO): lysosome
Molecular function (GO): cysteine-type endopeptidase activity
Source: RefSeq, a predicted model, not a curated record